Messenger RNA from Lucilia sericata (common green bottle fly), 1904 nucleotides. Its product is annotated as protein LST8 homolog. The record is from RefSeq and is a predicted model, not a curated record. Gene Ontology annotation, biological process: TOR signaling; regulation of actin cytoskeleton organization. Gene Ontology annotation, molecular function: protein binding. Gene Ontology annotation, cellular component: TORC2 complex; TORC1 complex. NCBI's taxonomy places the organism in Eukaryota, Metazoa, Arthropoda, Insecta, Diptera, Calliphoridae.
GUGGUAAAAAAGACCGGGUUAAACAUUGGAAAUUUAAUCUAUUUUUAAAAAUUAAACCAGUAAAUGGUCUUAACUCCAUACUUUUAAAAAUAUUUAUAUAUAUACUGAAUCUAUAUUUCAUAAAUUUGAUUGGUUUAUUUAUUGAUAUACAUUUAAAAGAUCAAAAAAUACUGCUCGGGAUCUGAUGUGCAUUAGUUUCGUAAAUUUGUAUGGAUUGUAAGAAAUCCAUACAAAUUUACGAAACAUAUUUAGUUUUUAACAGGUUUAAAAGAACACCAAAGAUAGCAAAUGCCUAGAAGUCUAUAACUGAAAGAUCGGGAGAAAUGUAUUGGAACUUUAUGUGUAAAAACCUGCGAACAUCUUGGACACACAGUCCAAGACCCGAUAUCCAACAUAGUAAAAUCGAGAGUCAAAAAUUUGCAAUUGUGAAUAUUAACUACUGUGAAUGAUGCAAUACAUUUAUUGUGAAUACCAAAAGAGCAAACUGCCAAAUUGACAGCUCCCUAGCAGAGAAAAGAAAAAAACAAAAUACUACCAGACCACGGACAGACACACUUGUAUUGUAAAAGAAACGAAGGAAAAAAUAAUGAAAUUUUAACUUAAAUUGGAAAUUAAUAAAACAAAUCACACAUUUGUAAUGGAAACAACAGGUGACCAAUUAAUAUUAGCCACUGGUGGCUAUGAUCACACCAUUAAAUUAUGGCAGGCACAUACCGGCAAUUGUAUACGCACGCUGCGUUUGUGGAGACAUCGCAAGUUAACGCCCCUGGAUCGCACUCCCGACAAAACCCGUUUAGCGGCUUGUGGGUAUCAGUGCAUACGUCUGUAUGAUUUGGAAUCCACAACUAAUGUGCCUGUCAUCAACUUUGAAAGUGUUCAGAAGAACGUCACACGCUUGGGUUUCCAAGAAGAUGGCAAUUGGAUUACCGCUGGCGAAGAUCAUCGUGUACGCAUAUGGGAUAUGUUGUCCGCCUCACCACAUUGUUCACGGGUGUUUGAUUGUCAGGCACCGGUAAAUGCCGCCUGUUUGCAUCCGAAUCAGGUGGAAAUUGCCAUGGGUGCUCAAAAUGGUGGUGUCUAUUUGUGGGAUGUCAAGUCCGAGGUCCACGAACAGUUAAUACCCGAAGUGGAUGCCUCCAUACAAGAUGUGGCCAUUUCACCCGAUGGUCAGUAUAUGGCUGCCGUUAACAAUAAAGGCAAUUGUUAUAUUUGGUCGCUAAGUUCCUCGCCAAAUCAAAAACUCACCACCUUACAUCCCAAACUGAAAAUAGCUGCUCACAAACGCUACGUUUUGCGUUGUAAAUUUAGUCCCGAUUCUAGGCUUCUAGUGACCACAUCCGGUGAUGGUACGGCACGCAUAUGGAAAACAGAUGAUUUCACUAUGUGGCGUGAAUUGUCCAUCGAUAACUAUUGGGUGUGGGAUGCGGCAUUUAGUGCUGAUUCAAAAUACCUCUUUACCGCCUCCAGUGAUGGUAUUGCUCGUCUUUGGAAGCUAGAAACAAAAAAUCCCGAACGUAAAUACACUGGUCAUACUAAAGCUAUUACCGCUUUGUCCUUUAAAGAUGAAAUUGUUACCGAAUAACAUCAAGCAUUAACGUGGCGUGACAAUUGGGGCCGUACCAGACGUAGGUCUGCCUUCAAUAAACCACCGUGGAUGUGUGGUGCAUUUUGUACGUUCGUGGGUCGUAAGUUAUCGAUAUAAGUUGGGUGGAACAUAAAUACUUCAAUUUGUUUUUGUUUGCUUAAUUUUACUGCUAGUAACCGAAAAAAGAACUAUAGUUUAUUUUAUUUCUUUUUCAAUUUUGUUUUCUUUUAAUUGUUUUUUUAACUCUUAAUUAAGACUUUUCUAUAUGAAUAAUUUUUUAUAUAUAAAAAGAAAAAAUAAGAAGAAAUCAAGGACAUGA